CGUGAAUCUAUGGUAAGGCCCGAUAUCUUCCAGAAUCAAACGCAGACCUUUUAUCGCGAAAGCACGUCAACCGAAAAACCACCGAAGAAGCUCGGGCGGAAGCAGCGUGCUAGACGACUCCGGAAACAGAAACAGGGAAAUGAGGGGGUUGCUCUGAGGCACUUCAACAACCCUUCACAGCCACCCAACACCAUGAAAAAUGAAGAGUUCAAUUUUACAGAACGGGCGAGAGCAAUCAAUCCCCGCCCAGAUAGCAGCCGCCCUCCUAGCAAGAGCUACAAGGCUUCCCGUGGCGAUCGAGCGGCAGACUCCCGGCCAUGCCCGCCCCAAUUCCCAAACGGCAAGGGUACAGCCAGAACGGGCGCAUCCUCUUCCGGCCCACCUCACACGUAUGACAACCCGGACGGGCAAACAGGUCACAGCCUGGUACCGGGACAUUACCCUGGUGAAGACUACUAUUAUAGUCCACCAAUCUACAAUGGCUGCAAGUUUCCAACACCAUACUCCACGGCUGAAUCGGGAGCACUCCAGGUACCGCGCUUGACGUCCUCUUACGACUCGCAGUAUGGGAUGAGGAAUUCUUUCGGUACCCACGGCACUGAAAUGGUCGGCGUCGUUCCAAGCACGGGACCACAGCUCUUGCCCAUGCCUGCCAUGUUAGCACCAAGCAUCGCCUCGCCGUGGAUGAUUUGCCAAUUCUGUCUCUCCCGACCAGUUGUGUUUGCGACGUACCCGGAUCAGCAGCGAAACUUGUCGCCGAAUUAAGAGGUUUACUAGUUGCUGUCAACCCUGUAUUAUCGAUAAAGUUAGGAAAGAAGGCUGAAAAGCCCAAUGGUUUGAUAUGGUAUGGUCGAGGCGGCUGCUUUAUCGAAUUCUCAACUGUUAUGAAUGCUUUAUUGAGGGCUGAAUCUGAUUUCAACGCCUUGUUCCGGGUAUUUUACACGGGGGUAGGUAUUGGGAGGAUAGUCAAAUGUGUCAGUGUGGAGUGAUUGUGUGUUGUUCGCGUUUCUUGGUCAUUUACGAUUACUGGAUACAUGGACACCGAAUCAAUGUCUACUAAGAAAACAUGAGAUAAACGUA
This is a messenger RNA of Aspergillus homomorphus CBS 101889, 1080 nucleotides long. RefSeq lists its product as uncharacterized. NCBI's taxonomy places the organism in Eukaryota, Fungi, Ascomycota, Eurotiomycetes, Eurotiales, Aspergillaceae. The coding region runs from base 193 to 765 and encodes 190 amino acids. The transcript has 3 exons. The record is from RefSeq and is a predicted model, not a curated record.